GCCACUGACCACGGGUCGCGUUUUGGGGAGGCACAGACCCGGCACUUCGGACAUAUUCUGGUAGUCAGGGCUGGAGAGCAUGGUGGGGGGAUCUGCAUGUAUCCCUGCUGACGCGUCCCACUGGCUUCCUCUCCUGGCCCCUCCCUUUCCUGCUCCCGGCGGCCGGUGUCGCGUGUUUCUCCGCUGAGCUCCGCAGCCCAUCUGCGUCACCGGCGCUGACCUUUGACCCGCGACGGCAUCAGACAGGAAAUCUGUGGCACUCACUGCAAUCCGGGCUGCUUAGUCAGGAGAGCAUGGAGUCGUGAAGGUGGAAACGGAAGGGGCUGUCAUUCACGUCGCCAGCAGAGGAUCCUCCACUCCAGUCGCUUCUUUCUGCCACCCCGGGAGACAUGGAGCCCCAGAGCAUGCUGGUAGUGCCUAGCCCACGGUACGAGGCCGUCACCCAUCAUCUGGAGGAGCUGUCGCUGCAGCCCAACUGCAGUCUGCCCCCCCUCGAUCAGCGCAGGAACGCCCUCCAGCUCCAGCUCCAGCAGAGACGCACACGGCAGCAGCUGGCAGACCAGGGCAUCAUGCCACCCCUGAAGAGCCCGGCCGUGUUCCAUGAACGUAUACGCAGCCUGGAGAGAGCCCGGACGGAGAAUUUCUUGAAGCAGAAGAUCCGGAGUCGACCACAGCGUUCCGAGCUGGUGCGCAUGCACAUCCUGCAAGAGACGGCGGCUGAGCCCUCACUCCAGGCCGCGCAGAUGAAACUGAAGAGGGCGCGUCUGGCUGAUAACCUUAACGAGAAGAUCUCGCAGCGGCCCGGCCCCAUGGAGCUGGUGGAGAAGAACAUCCUGCCUGUGGACUGCAAUGUGAAGGAGGCCAUUUCCGGUGGCGAGGUGGAGUACCCCCGGACACACGACGUAUACACCUUCGACGAGGACAGCGGUGACACCCCCUCCCCGGAGCAGCCAGCCAGCCAGGAAUCCCAAGGCUCCUCCGCGUCACCCCCGGCCCCCAGGCCUGGCGAGACCCCCCCCACGGCCCCUGCCCAGCUCUGCCCGGCAGCGUCCCAGCCCACUCCUGACCUCCCCAAGCCGCCCCUCCUCUUGUCCUCCAGUGAGCAGCCAGCGGGUCAUGUGACCACGUCCCCACAGAAGCCAGGCCCAACCUUGGUGAAGCAAAGCCAGCCCAGGCUGCCCAGCGACAAGGCGCGCAGCAAGAAGGGCAGGGAGGCGCGUCCGCGCGUCAGGAAGUUCAAGUACCACCAGUACAUGCCACCGGAGCAGCGGGCUGCGACCGGCCAGCCCGCCAUAGACUCCUGCUACACGCGCCUCCUGCAGCAGCAGCAGCUCUUCCUGCAGCUGCAGAUCCUCAGCCAGCAGCAGUGUAGCGGCUACCGGGCCGCGCUGCCCAUCGAUCCCGGGCCGGCAGCUGAUGGGCAGAAGAGUCCGGGGUUGGUGUUGCUGCCCACGACAACCCCCCCACACCCCAACCACAAGGCCGGACCGUUGCCAGCCAAACUAGACGAGAUGAAGGUGGCCGAGCUGAAGUGCGAGCUGAAGCUGAGAGGGCUUCCUGUCUCGGGCACCAAGGUGGAUCUCAUAGAGCGCCUGAGGCCUUACCAGGAGAGGAGUUCGGCCCCCGACACCAUGGACACCCAGCAGGGGGCAGCAGAGAGCGCCAGCUUGACUCCCCCCGGAUCACCGGGUGCAGGUGUAGAGGAGACUGAGUCCGCGCAUGGCUCGCCCGUGGGGGAGGACCCUGGGCCGUCAGAGAGGGACCAGCAGCUCCACGAGAAGGAGCGUCAGAUCGAGGAGCUCAUGCGGCAGCUGGAACGUGAACAGCGGCUGGUCGAGGAGCUAAAGAUGCAGCUGGAGGUGGAAAAGCGCCACCAGCAGGGGGAGCCACGAAUGCCCUCCCCCGUGAAGGAAGAGGGUGGGGUCUCCCCGAGCUGCAACCCCAUCCACAUGGCGACACACAAGCAGGAGAAGCCGCUUGCUGGUGCCCCCCCAGGACAGGACCACGUGCCCAUGCUGUCCCAGUUCCUCAUCAGUCACCAACCUGGGGCCUCGAUCCUGCUUCCUGUUCCCCUCCCAGCCCGCAGCAGUGGCCUGCAGCCACAGCCAUCCCUGCAGGCUGCUGUGUCCACUCCAACCCCAGGUCUCAUCCAGGCCUCCAUUCCUCCGAUGCAGCUUCAGGACAUGGAGGCUUUGGCGGCCCAACCCCCCAGUGAGGUCCAUUAUAUGGCCCAGACCCUCCCAGCAAGUUCUACCCCCGCUUUCCAGUACACUCACAGUGGCCAGGCUGUGACGGAGGUCCCCCAGUGCUUUCUGCAGUCCCCCCCAGACAAGCAGCCAUCUCCUGGGCGUUCCCCCAGCCAGGCGAUGCACAACGGCCUGGCGAAGCAGUCUCCCUCCCAGCCCACCUAUAUCCUCCAACCAACCGCCUUCACCAGCCACGCCCCCAAGAUCAAAGACCCACCCCGCUAUGAAGAGGCCGUCAAGCAGACCCGUGGCUUCCAGGCCUCCACACAGGUUUCCAUGGCGACCAGCCAGCAGAUGGAUGAUCUGUUUGACGUCCUGAUCGAGAGUGGAGAAAUGUCGCCCUUCACCCGACAGGACCCCCAGGCCCCGGCCAAGACGCUGACUGCCUGUGUCACCACGCUGCCCGUGGGGAUGGUUCUGUCGCGGCCCCCACCCCAGGUUCACGUGGCCCCGCCGCCUUGCCGCCAGCCUGCUCUUGCUCCCUCACUGCCCCUGAUGGAUGAGCUGGACCACCAGCUGCUAGAGCCCCCCCUCUCCCCCAUGGACACGUCCUCGCUGUGCCUGCCCCCCCCCUCCUUCGAUGGCAUGGACUGGAUGGACCUCCCCCUUGUGGGACCCCUAGGGGCAGCCCCAGCAGGGGGGAUCUUCUCCUCGGACAUGGAUACCCACGACCUGCAGAUUCAGUGGGACUGAGGAGGCGGAGUUAAACCAAGGAUUGCGUUUCAUGAAGCAGCUUGAAGCACUUUCUGUUCUUUCUCUGGGAUGUUUUUUGGGCUUUUCUGGGCCUGAGAUCCUCAGCAAAAACAGGAAAAUGUUCACGAACUCACAGACUCACACACACACACACACACCUCCUGCCUGCAGCCGAAGACACAGGCUGCUCCUGCUAAGGGCGCCUGGUCUGGGGAGCACCAGAAGAGGCCGAUUAGGAGUGGGGGGCUCCACAAAAACACCACAUAACAGAGCUGUUCUCUCCAGGCCCCAAUUCCGUGUUUUGGGUCAAGCUGUUCCCUGGUCCCGCGCUGUCUGGAUAAAUCCCAAACCGUUCUGGACGUCAGAGUCUCUCUCCCGUCACUUAAGGGCUUGUGUGUGCAGCAUGACCUAGACGGGGUCACGACUCUCAUAGACACGCGUGACCGUAUCACAUCAACACGGUGGACCAUCUGGAUCAGGAAGAAUGAGGACGUGGUUUGUCAUGUUUUAUAAGUCACUUUUAAAGAAGCCGAUCCGUUUGCUCAUGGAAAUACUGCCAGGAUGAAGAUGACCCUUCCAGCUGCACACAUGCCCGGUUUGGCCGCUCCGUGCCCUCGGUAAGGUGCCCGGAGCUGGAGGCGUGGCCCGUUUGCCUGGAGGGGUAACGGCAGCCGAAUGCUAAGCUAAGACUUAGCGAGGAACCCGUCACACUGUGCCAAGAGACGCCAGCAGCUGAUUUGCAUGUUUGUAUAGUCAUGACACGAAAGGAGAUUAGUAGCAAAAUUGUGGUCUCACCGGCGUCCUAUUCAGGGCAAAGUUUGCAAGGGGGGUGGCUAGUCAAAAGGGGAGUAAAAAUAAAUAAAAUAAAUAUAUCAUGGCUUAGUGGCUAAACAGAUUUGUCUCCAGUAGGAUGUUGGUUCAAGUCUUCCAGGUAGCACCCAGGAAGUUAGCUGCCCAGAACAGUUCCCGAUAUAGAAACUCAGCUGUAUAUACACAGGCAAGAUUAUCACGUGCUAAACCGGCCGUACUGUAGCCAAAGGCAGGACAUUUAAACUCACAGGUCACCUUAGCCUGACCGUCAGCUUCAGAUCUCAGCUUCACCGGGCACUUUUCUACCUGAAUGUGUUCAUUUUUCUUAGUUGAGGUUGGGGAGCUAUAUAUAAGAAGUAUUGCAUUGCCAUCUAGUGGACAAACUCAGCAGUGAAAGUAAGUCAACUUGCGCGAUCUGUAGAGGCUCCUAGUCACUUUCUGGACUCAGGUGACCAUGCUGGGGACGCGGUGAUCAGACGGUUCUUCUACUCUUGGUUCUUCCUACUUUGCUCAAGGGCCCAGAGGUCAUAUGAUUCUUCUGCCACUUGUGGGCUAUUACCCCACUACCUUCUCAACACAGACAAGGACUUCUGGACCAGGGUCCCCUAUGCACCCCUCUUCCUGUAAGGAGGACGUGACGACUGGCACCUUGCUGCACACCUUCCCACUGCUCUUGUUACGCACAGAAAAGUUGGGAGAUCUUUCCGGAAGCUGGAAACACGCCUGCCCCUCGCACCCUUAAACUGUGACCAGGGUUGGGCCAGGAUUGGCACCCCCUCUCCCUCCCCCCAAUCAGGGACCUCAGUGGCCUUUCCUCAGUGCCUCUCACAUGUCCGAACCCAGCCGGGAUCCUGCUUCACUUCCGAAUCGUUAUGAUGCCAGCAAUUUGCACAUCGUGUAAAUAAUUUUUACAAACAAAUGUCCUGCAUAUUUUUAUAUGUCCAUCUUAAAGCCACAAGCCGUAUUAUGACUUUGGCUUCUGAAGGGUUUGUAUCUCGUCCUCUUGUGGUAAUAAAUUUCAUCAACAUUCCCA
Molecule: messenger RNA, 4782 nt
Organism: Brienomyrus brachyistius
Lineage: Eukaryota; Metazoa; Chordata; Actinopteri; Osteoglossiformes; Mormyridae
Gene: mrtfbb
Product: myocardin related transcription factor Bb
Exons: 17
Coding region: 390-2939 (849 amino acids)
Biological process (GO): smooth muscle cell differentiation
Source: RefSeq, a predicted model, not a curated record